AUAGGAAAAAAAAAAAAAUAGAAAAAGGAAACCCCUUCUCAUUUCUUUAUUAUUUAUUUUUUCUUUGGGAGGGAGAGGGAGGAUUAGAGGAAGAGAUCUCGGCCAUGGCGAUCCUUAGACCUUCUUCCUCUCCUCUCCUCUGCACUGUUGGCAUCGUCUUGUUUUUCUUCUUCUUCUUCUUCUCUUCAGUCUGGCAUCCCGUCGUCUUGGCCGCUGAGGAUAUCAUUAAAGAAGACGACUCCAUCGCCAAAUUUCCCGGCUGCAACAAUACAUUCCGGAUGGUUAUCAUAAGGAACUGGGUGAAUGGUGAUGAAAAACCAAGCAUAGACGGAAUGAGUGCCAGAUUUGGUGCCUCUUUGCCAAUCCAUAUUUCUGAAGCUCUUGAAAAGCCUGCUGUUCUCACAAACCCAUUCAAUUGCUGUGCUGCUUCAUCUUCCAAGUUAUCAAAUUCUAUUGCUGUGGCCAUGCGUGGGGACUGUGACUUCGCUUACAAGGCAAAAAUUGCACAGUCAGGAGGUGCAGCUGGUUUAUUGGUGAUAAAUGAUAAAGAAGAACUUGAGAAGAUGGGGUGCCCUGAAAAUGAUACUUCCCUUGACAUUACAAUUCCUGUUGUUCUCAUGUCAAAGUCAGAUGGAGAGAAUAUUAAAAAAUCCUUGGAUAGUGGAGGAAGAG
Messenger RNA from Elaeis guineensis (African oil palm), 672 nucleotides. NCBI's taxonomy places the organism in Eukaryota, Viridiplantae, Streptophyta, Magnoliopsida, Arecales, Arecaceae. The record is from RefSeq and is a predicted model, not a curated record.